GGUACAAAAAAAAGGCUGACCACAUAUGUUGACAGAUCGUGCUUCGUGAUCAGUUCUUUCAUUUGGGUUGUGGAGAGCCAGCGAGAACAACGUCGAAUUAGGUAUCAGAAACAGUGAUUUCUAUACUUCCAAACAAAAAUGAAGAGUCUCGUGAUUUUUGCAAUCGUGUUAAUCACAUCCGUCCUCCUGCAUGUCAUACAAGCAGAGGAUUCGAAUGUCACACAUGAUAUGUUAAAAGAAUCGACAAGGGGAGAAGAGCUGGAUUUAAAGACUUGUAAUGGCAAUAGGUACCUAUUCGGUAGCUCAAAAAACGGAUGCACUCUCGAGAACAAAAUAAAUGACCAGAUUAAAAGAGAAAUGGAUGCUUUUCACACAUAUUUACAGAUGGGAUACUUCUUUGCACACGAAGAUUACAACUUGCCACAUUUGAGCAAUUACUUUUUGGAAAGCGCCAAGGAAGAAUUGAAACAUGCACAGAGUAUGAUGGAGUAUCAGGUGUUGCGUGGAGCUCAUGUUCAAUUUAGCAAAUUUUCCUUCGAAACUCCAACCGUCAGCUUUAAAUCAGCACUUCAAGCAUUGAAGAAAGCCCUUGAAAUUGAAACUGAUAUCACGAAGGAAAUCAUCAAGAUUUGGAAAAAAGCAUCUGAAUACAACGAUGUUCAUAUGUCAGACUUUUUGGAGACUAACUUUGUUACGGAGCAAUACGAAGCAUUGAAAAGUAUAAGAGUUUGAUCAAAACAUAGGAACGAAUGACAAAAGACAGCAAGGACAAGGCACUCCAGAAACUUGCCGAAUUAAAGUUUGGCAAGCUUGUGAUGAAGGAUUUCAAGUAUUAUUGAUUGCAAACACAAAAGGUGUAGUUUUUAUCAGCAUGAAUUAUAAGGUCGAAAAAUUUUAGGAAAAUUUGGAAUGAUUAAUCAUCUUGUUUGAGAACGUUAGGAAUCAAAUUAUGAUACUAGUCCGACAUCUUCUUUGGUCGGUAACUGAAAUCAUUUCUUUUUAAUGUUGUAAUUGACUUCUGAUAA
Messenger RNA from Rhopilema esculentum, 1025 nucleotides. Lineage: Eukaryota; Metazoa; Cnidaria; Scyphozoa; Rhizostomeae; Rhizostomatidae. The record is from RefSeq and is a predicted model, not a curated record.